Messenger RNA from Prorocentrum cordatum, 1435 nucleotides. NCBI's taxonomy places the organism in Eukaryota, Dinophyceae, Prorocentrales, Prorocentraceae. The record is from the annotation of a GenBank genome assembly.
GCGCAGGCGGCCGUGCACGGCCUGCAGUUCCGGUUCGACCGGCUCGAGGACAUUCGUGACCUCGCCGACGCAGACGAUUUGGCGCUCCAUCUGGACCGCCCCCACGGUAGGGAGGUCCGUUUUGGCAACAGCCUUGGGUUCUGGUGCGUCGGCCUCUCUGAGGGCAUCCACUUCUACACCAAGGAUCGGGAGCCCGGCGUGCCACUGCACUUCGUCGACGACCUCGCGCUGCGGAAGUGCCGUGGCGCGGUGGGACACCCGUAUUGGUACGACGACCCAACCUCGUACGUGCACAUCGCCGCGUCCACGGCGGGCUCCACUCUGCCGGAUGCUUUUGACAGUCCGACCACGCCACCGGCAGAGUCAGGACGGGAUGAUUUUACCGGGGAGCUCCAUUUGGCUGUGCCUCCGCUGGAUAUUGGGCGCUUGAUUGGCGCCGAGGGCGCCAACGUCAAGGCGAUCGCAGCAGCUACGGGCGCCCGGGUCUCCAUUGCACAGGCGCCUGACGAUGGACGGCCGGCCUCUGUUAGAAUCGCUGGCGAUCGGCCUGGGGCGCACCAGGCGCUUGCAGUCCUGACGGCAAUGGUGGGCGGUCUGAGCGUGCACGACGCCCUCGCCUACCUCGUUGCCCCACGCCCCGACCAUCCCUCACAGGAGCAGUCGUCGACCCGCGCUUCGGUGCAGGCUCGACUUCGACGACUGAGGUGGGACCCCUGUCUCGACCUGCUCGCUGGGGACCCGGGCACACCAGCGGAGCUAUCCUUGGAUGCGCUUCCAGCUUCCGUUCACAUCCAGGUCAGUGACGAGGCUUGGGACGAAUACUUGGUCCUGCGCCGCGCGCCGGGCUACAGAUCAUGGAUCGCCUACGCCACCACCGACGCGGGGGGCGACUUCGUGUGGGUCGUCCUCAACGGCGACGUGCUCCCCGCAGGCGGACUUCACAUCGCAGGACAAGAUCGUGUUCCACCUGCUGGCUGCACGGAUGAUGACGUGAACUGGCUUUGCACGCCGCCUGACGCGGCCUCUUUGUGGGGGCCAUCCCCUGCUGAGCUCGGGGAGCUGCUUGCGAGGAGCCUCGAGCUGCUCGGCCGAGGGGCGCCAGACCUGCUGGUGGAGGACACGGUGGCCGCCAUCGACAGGUUUCUUUUCGAUUCGGCCGAGGGUGGCGCAUGGCUGUCCCACGUAGGCGGGCGCUUUAAGGUGAGCGCAGCGUUCGCAGGAAAGUUUUAUACUAUCAGUCAUAGGUCACCCCGCGACGCCUGGAUCGUGGCUCCGCCCGAGCUGCCCCAUAGUAAGCUUUUCGUUGAAUUUCCAGCUGACGCCCAAGUCGGUGACGUCAAGGCGGCUUGCGACGAGUGCGGAUCUGUCACAAUGCUGCGGCCUGUCCCGCGCCCUCGCCACGCGAGGAAAAAAAACUUGCGUGGUGACUUUUGCU